Sardina pilchardus (European sardine) is the source of this 2753-nucleotide messenger RNA. RefSeq names its product toll-like receptor 2. The transcript is spliced from 2 exons. Lineage: Eukaryota; Metazoa; Chordata; Actinopteri; Clupeiformes; Clupeidae. Gene Ontology annotation, molecular function: transmembrane signaling receptor activity; triacyl lipopeptide binding; protein binding. The record is from RefSeq and is a predicted model, not a curated record. Gene Ontology annotation, cellular component: plasma membrane. Gene Ontology annotation, biological process: immune response; inflammatory response; toll-like receptor signaling pathway. Bases 138 to 2501 code for a protein of 787 amino acids.
GACGAUUCAAACUGAUAGACACGAGUCAUAACUUCCCACAAGAGGCUCUACAUGAGGUCCUCCUAUAAAUAGGCUACUCAAAUAUUACAUUGAAAGCUGCUGAUUUUACCAAGUUCAAAAUAUUCUCAAGAUCUGUCAUGGGGGAGUGCAAAAUGUUUGUUUUACUCACUCUACUGACACUCAGCUGGGGCUGGUGGGUGUCCCCUCACCCAAAACCAAAGUGUGAUCGAUGCAAUGAAAACUUUGUUUGUGACUGCUCCUCUUCAAAUCUACAAGAAGUUCCUGCUAUCUCCACACGAUCAGUCAUAAGCCUGGACCUCUCCUUUAAUGAAAUCAAGACUAUAGAGCAGGAUGACUUCUCUGAGUACAAUAAUCUGCAGGUCCUGAUUCUGAGGGGAAAUAUGAUAUCCUCAAUUACAGAGCAAGGUUUCUCAACUCUCAGAAAGUUGGAGGUUUUGGACUUGUCAGAUAAUCAUUUAAAUGAUUUGUCUGACAUUUGGUUCAAGAGUCUCUCCUCCCUUCACCAUCUAAAUCUUUUGGGAAAUGAGUAUGAAACCGUUGGGGGGAAGCCUCUGUUUCGCUCAAUGACACAGCUUAGUACUCUAAUGGUUGGGAAUCAGUUUCUUGCCUCAGUCUCUGAAAAUAGCUUCAUCGGACUCUAUCAUCUUCAGAGCUUUGUGUUUCAUGGCAGCAAUUUGCGGAGCUACCAACCAGGUAGCUUCAGCCAAAUCAACUCCAUUGAUGAAGUCACUGUUAGCAUUGCUGGUCCAUUUCAGACAAACACAAGUCUUACAACAGACAUCUUGAGAGAUCUUUCACGCCCUGAGACAAGAAUCAUCGUGUCAGAUUUGAAAAUCAGCAGACAGGAACUGACGCCUUUUCAAGUGAUCUUUCAGAAAGGUGUCAAAAACAUCCUCCUGAGAAAUCUAAGCUGCAGUUUUGAUACCGUACUUACCCUGUAUGGUUUGACCCAGCACUCACUGCUGACCUCUAUUGGACUGGAGGAUUGUGAGUUCUAUGGAGAGCCAAAUAUUACAAUUCACUUCCCUGUACUUGACUUUGUUGAUGAGUUUUACGUCAGAAAUGUGAAACUGGAUCAGUUCUAUAUGUUCCCUGCAUUCCAUGAGAUAAACCCACUUCUAAAAGUCCUCAUGCGCCUGAAAAGAGUGUCUUUAAUUGAAAGCAAUGUCUUUGCAAUGCCUCAUGUAACAACACUUCUCCUGACACAUCUUGAAUACAUGGAUUUGAGCAAAAAUCAAUUCACCGAUUUAACCUUGAGAGAAGCUCUCUGUGAUGGACAGAUAUUUUUGUGUUUACACUCUAUUAAGGUUUUCAAUAUUAGCAGUAAUUACUUGAAGUCCUUUGACACCCUGAGCCACCUCUUCAAGGGAAUGGAGAAGCUGGCUGCCCUUGAUGUGAGCCUGAAUGUUUUCCGCACUAUGCCCAAGGUCUGUGCCUGGCCCCAGUCUCUGCGCUUCCUGAAUCUCUCCUCGUGCCAGUUAAGAGAAGUGACUUCCUGUCUCCCUAAAAGUCUACACAUCCUGGAUUUGAGCUACAAUGACCUAAUGGUAUUUGAACAAAACAUAACAGACCUCACUGAGCUCCAUCUAUCUGGAAACAGAUUCAAGACCUUACCUGAGGGGAAACACUUUGACCACUUGGAGGUGCUCUACAUCAAGAGCAACCCUUUCAUAUUCCUCAGUCAAAACCAGAUCAGGAACUUUGGUGACCUCAAGAUCUUGGAGGCUGGUACAGACACGUAUGUGUGCUCUUGUGAAUUUGUGAACUUCUUCAAAUAUGAACUUGGUCAUUUAGUCAGUUUAAAGGACAGUAGGCAGACAUACAUCUGCAGUUCACCAUUUGCACUGAGGGGGACAAAAGUUAGCGAUGCCCAACUCUCUGUUUUCGAGUGCCACGCAGCGGUGUCCUUCUCUGCCCUGUGUGUGUUUGUGCUUGUGGUCGUCAUUGGUGCCAUGGUGAUGUGUCACAAGCUGCACGUGGUUUGGUACCUGCGAAUGACAUGGGCAUGGCUGCAGGCCAAACGGAGACCUGUGGCCCGUGAGGAUCAGGUGUGCUAUGACGCCUUCGUGUCCUACAGUGAGAAUGAUGCGGAGUGGGUGGAGGAGCUGCUGGUGCCGGAGCUGGAGGGUGCCCAGCCGCCAUUCCGCCUCUGCCUGCACAAACGGGACUUCCUACCAGGGGGCUGGAUUGCGGACAGUAUCAUGGCGGCCAUGGAGAAGAGCCACAGGAUUCUUUUCAUAGUGACCCAGCACUUUGUCCAGAGCGACUGGUGCCGCUUAGAGUUGGAGUACUCACACUUCCGCCUGUUUGAUGCAGGUAUACUCAUCCUCCUGGAGCCUAUCCCUGACUCCACAAUUCCCACACGGUUCUGCAAGCUGCGCAAGGUCAUGAACUCAAGGACCUAUCUGGAAUGGCCAGAGGAAGACAAUGAAAGACCCAGAUUCUGGCAGUCUCUUAAAGACACUUUACAAAUGGCUUAAUAAUGUCUGGUACGGUCAGCUCAGCACGAAGGGACAUAGUUUGCUAAGACUCCCCAGACUCAUGUUCAAUCUUAAAAGAUUGAUCUUAGAAUGGUGAUAGCCAGAUAGAGCUUUCAGUAUUGCUGUUUAAUAAACAUGAUUUCACAUUAUACUUUACAUUCAAGAAUUAAAUGACUUUAGUGUGAUGGACAUUUAUGUCCAUAUUUAGUCAACAUAUUGUUAAGCAUGUAUUAAUGUCACACUGAAUAUGAU